This is a messenger RNA of Diachasma alloeum, 2076 nucleotides long. Its product is annotated as farnesol dehydrogenase. The record is from RefSeq and is a predicted model, not a curated record. Lineage: Eukaryota; Metazoa; Arthropoda; Insecta; Hymenoptera; Braconidae. The transcript has 5 exons. The coding region runs from base 42 to 788 and encodes 248 amino acids.
ACUAGGCGAUAGUGCCAGUCUGCAGUAGUAGCAUUGCAACUAUGGAACGGUGGAUCGGAAAAAUCGCUCUUGUCACUGGCGCGAGCUCGGGCAUUGGCGAAGCCAUCGCCAAAGGCUUCGUGGGAGCCGGGAUUAACGUUGUGGGUGUCGCACGCCGGGAGGAGCGGCUACAAGGGCUGUCGAAAUCUCUCGAAGGGUCCAAAGGUUCGCUCCAUCCGGUUCAGGCCGAUGUCCGGAAUGAAGCCGAUAUCUUGAAGGCGUUCAAAUACGCGGAAGAUAAAUUGGGCGGUGUUGACAUUCUUGUGAAUAAUGCGGGCAUCUGUCAUCACGAAUCAAUCACGGAGGGAUCAACCGAACAUUUCCGAGCUAUUCUAGAAGUUAAUGUUCUCGCCCCAGCUGUGUGCGCAAGAGAAGCUGUGAAAUCUAUACGUCAGCGUGGCGUGGAGGGUCAUAUUUUCAAUAUCAAUAGCAUCUUGGGGCUGAAUGCAACGCUUUCUCCCGUCCCAAUCAGCCUCUAUCCAGCGAGUAAGUUCGCCCUGCAUGCGUUAACUGAAAAUUUGAGACAGGAAACUCGUAGGAACAAAGAUAAUAUCAGGGUAACUGGAAUAUACCCAGGAAUGGUGAAAACCGAACUCCUGGAAAUGUCGGGUGGAGAUCCUAGAGCAUUUGAUAAACUACCGUACGUUCAGCAAGAAGACAUCCCUGACGCACUCAUUUACGCUCUCUCAGCUCCGCGCAAUGUGCAAGUGGAGGAAAUCAAAAUUAAUCCACUGAACAUGAGGCUCUAACGAAACCCCGUAAUCUGUUGAUUUAUGGUGAAUUCUCCUCACACACACACGUGAAAAAACUCGAUGAAAUGCUCGCUGGAAAAUUCAGUUGGGUUUCUGUUGGAAUUCUGUUGUAUCUUCAUUCAAAUUAGGUUCUAUCAACCAUUAUUAACGUAUUUGCAAUCUUAGAAAUGCACUUUCCGCUGCACUUUUUCCGAUUUUUUAAAUUGCUCUGCAGUAAAGCCUCAGAAAAAAAAAAAAAAUUGACAUCGCAUUUUGAAGUGUCUAGAAGACCUGUCAGGGAAAAUAGCCACCAAAAAUAUAAUUAGUAGAUUUAGUUAGACAUUAGUAGAUUUAGUUAGAUUUCCUCAUUUUUAUUCCGAAACUCCGGGCCGUGUACCGUGUAUGCCCACGGGAUUUCUUGAAGUAUACGAUCUAGAUCACUCUUGAUUUUGUAAUUAUUCUCGUCUCCGAGAUGUUCAUUAAUAGUAAGAGGUCACGGGAUAUUGGAGAAAUAAUUACGACGUUGAUUAAAUUGUCAUAGUGCGACGUUUCGGUAAAUUAUCGCACCUACAAUUAUUACUAUUAAUUAUUAUUAUCGUACUAUGACAAUUUAAUCAACUUCGUAAUUAUUUCUCGAAUAUCCCUUGACCCUCUCGUUACUCUUCAUUUUUUUCAGAUUUUUUCUAGAUCUUUCAAAUUUAUCAUUAUGUCGAUUUAUGUUGGUGCGGCGCAGCGCUUCCGACGCAAUCAACGGCCGUCGUAACUUUUGUGCGACUGACGGAAUUGAAAAGAAUUGGCUCUCUAUGAAAACUCUACAGAAGGAUUGUCCUUUUCCAAUUUCAAUCGAAAAUUAUGAAAUCCUACUGUAUUAUCUUCUCAUAACAGAAAAAUGUCGAUUUUUCUAUAUAACUCAAUUGCGAUUUUUCCUAUGAAAAGAUAAUUAAAUUAAGAAUUUUAAUAAAAUUUGUAAGUUUCAGCCUUAGAUUUCGAAAUGAGAGACAAAAAAACUAUGAAAUAGAAAAUGAAACAGAAUUGUUAGCGAAUUGUCCUAUUCGACGGAUAAGAGAGAAAAAAAUACUAACCAGUUGAUAUGUACUUAUAAUCAUUUUGAUUAAUCUAGAAUACGCCUUCGAAAUGAAAAUUUGUAUAAUUUUGCGACGCAUCCUUCACACCUGCUAACGGUACUAGUUCUUGCAAUUGUUAGAUUUGAAAUAUCAGGUUUAAUCCGCUACCAUUAAAAGCAAAAUUGGAGAGGAAAACAUCUGCCUUUAAUUUCAGGUCUUCAAAAUAUACUUUUCUAAUCUUA